This is a messenger RNA of Lolium rigidum, 2268 nucleotides long. RefSeq names its product MA3 DOMAIN-CONTAINING TRANSLATION REGULATORY FACTOR 1-like. Lineage: Eukaryota; Viridiplantae; Streptophyta; Magnoliopsida; Poales; Poaceae. Gene Ontology annotation, biological process: negative regulation of DNA-templated transcription. The coding region runs from base 16 to 2016 and encodes 666 amino acids. The transcript has 3 exons. The record is from RefSeq and is a predicted model, not a curated record.
AGGAGGCGGAGGGAGAUGGCGGCGGAGGACGGGGCGAGGUCGCCCACCAGGAUGCUGGCCGAGGGCCAUCUGCGGGUCGCUACGGGCGGGGGCGCGCCGGCUGACGGCGGGAUCGCCGUCCGCCACCUCCCACACCACCACCACACCGCUAAGAAAGAAGGUGUUGGUGCGAAAAGUGAAGAAAACAACCAUGGAGAUGCAGAUUUUUCACCAUCCCAAGAGUUGAACAAAUUAGUUAAUGGGAACAACAAGGUUCCUGCUACAUUAGAUGACUAUAGAAAGCUUGUAGUUCCAGUAAUUGAGGAGUAUUUUAGUACAGGAGACGUGGAACUGGCAGCUUCCGAGCUAAGGAAUCUUGGAUCAGAUCAGUUUCACUAUUACUUUGUGAAGAAACUCAUAUCCAUGGCGAUGGACCGCCAUGAUAAAGAAAAAGAAAUGGCGUCGGUUCUGCUGUCUGCCUUGUAUGCUGAUCUAUUGGGCACCUUCAAGAUGAGUGAAGGUUUUAUGAUGCUACUUGAGUCAACAGAAGAUCUAUCUGUGGAUAUACCAGAUGCUGUUGAUGUUUUGGCUGUUUUCGUUGCACGCGCCGUUGUUGAUGAAAUAUUGCCUCCUGUUUUUCUCACUCGAGGCAGGGCAUUGCUUCCAGAAUCUUCAAAAGGUGUUCAAGUUCUGCAAAUUGCUGAGAAGAGUUACUUGUCAGCUCCUCACCAUGCAGAAUUAGUUGAAAGCAAGUGGGGCGGGAGCACUUACUUUACUGUAGAAGAGGCGAAAAAGAGGAUCCAAAGUAUUCUGAGGGAGUAUAUUGAGAGUGGAGACACUGAUGAAGCCUUUAGGUGCAUAAGGGAGCUGGGCCUUCCAUUCUUCCAUCAUGAGGUUGUUAAACGUGCUCUCAUCCUUGGCAUAGAGAAUCCAUCAUCACAACCAUUAGUCCUGAAGUUGCUAAAGGAAUCAACAGCGGGUUGUUUCAUCAGUUCUAAUCAGGUGUCAAAGGGUUUCUCUCGGGUAGCUGAGAGUGUUGAUGACCUGAGCCUUGAUGUUCCUUCGGCCAAAACACUUUUUGACAAGCUGCUUUCAGCAGCUAUAUCCGAAGGGUGGCUUGAUGCUUCAUUCAGUAAAUCUGCUGCCUCUGAUGAAGAUCAUGUGAAUGCAAGUGGUGAAAAGGUGAAGCGUUUUAAAGAAGAAUCUGGUCACAUAAUUCAGGAGUAUUUUCUGUCAGAUGAUGUCCCGGAACUCUUAAGAAGCCUUCAAGAGCUCUCUGCCCCUGAAUACAACGCCAUUUUCCUCAAGAAGCUUAUUACUGUUGCUAUGGAUAGAAAGAACAGGGAGAAGGAGAUGGCUUCUGUGCUCCUUUCUUCACUCAGUUUGGAACUGUUUUCCACAGAUGACAUUAUGAAGGGGUUCAUAAUGCUCCUGCAGUCAGCGGAGGACACUGCUCUUGACAUUGUGGAUGCUCCCAGUGAACUCGCCCUCUUCCUGGCUAGGGCAGUGAUCGACGAGGUCUUGGUGCCACUGAAUUUGGAUGAUAUCAACAGCAAGCUACGCCCGAAUAGCAGCGGUAGUCAGACCGUCCAGAUGGCCAGCUCUUUGCUUGCUGCGCGCCACUCCGGCGAGAGGAUACUGCGCUGCUGGGGCGGGGGUACAGGCUGGGCAGUGGAAGACGCAAAGGACAAGAUCUCAAAGCUCCUCGAGGAAUACAACACCGGCGGUGACCUGGGUGAAGCCUGCCAGUGCAUCCGCGACCUUGGGAUGCCCUUCUUCAACCAUGAGGUGGUGAAGAAGGCGCUGGUGAUGGCGAUGGACAAGCAGAAUGAGGCCAGCAUCCUGGCCCUGCUCCAGGAGUGCUUCGGCGAGGGCCUGAUAACCAUCAACCAGAUGACCAAAGGCUUCGCCCGCGUCAAGGAAGGCCUCGACGACCUGGUCCUCGACAUCCCGAACGCGCAGGAGAAGUUUGGAGCCUACGUGGAGCUUGCGACGGAACGUGGCUGGCUGCUGCCAUCCUUCGCCUCCGCGCCUUGAGCUUCUUUUCCUGGGCGGCUGGCUAAACUUGAACAUGUUUCUCUUGUAUAUCUUACAAACACCCGUACUGUCUUUACCACCAUACCAAAAUUUUCCUGUUCCAGCCUUUGUUAAGCUGAUAUGUUAUCGUAUACCGGAGUUUGAUAGGAUGGCCGUGUUGGUAUCUGUUUAGACAUUGUAUUAUCGGUUUGGAGGUGAGACUUGGAGAGCUGAGAAAUAACACCGUUAGUGCACUGUUGUGCGGUAUCAUUA